Molecule: messenger RNA, 1768 nt
Organism: Mauremys reevesii (Reeves's turtle)
Lineage: Eukaryota; Metazoa; Chordata; Testudines; Geoemydidae
Gene: AGPAT3
Product: 1-acylglycerol-3-phosphate O-acyltransferase 3
Exons: 9
Coding region: 564-1694 (376 amino acids)
Cellular component (GO): endoplasmic reticulum; endomembrane system
Molecular function (GO): 1-acylglycerol-3-phosphate O-acyltransferase activity
Source: RefSeq, a predicted model, not a curated record
CUACAUGGUCUUCGGUACAUCCCUUCUCCAGACACUAUGCCUUAGUGAAUGCCUCCAGAUGUGAUACAGCAGUUGGCAGUGCAGUUCUUUCCUUUGUAACGGCCUCUACUCUGAAGCUCCCUGCCCUGCUUAUGGGGAUACUGUUUGGGAGUCACCGGAAGUGGAGCGCCCAUCGGGACACUACACAAAGAAGAAAGAGAGAUUACUUACCCUGUGCAGUAACUGUAGUUCUUUGAGAUGUGUGUUCCUAUGGGUGAUCCAUUAUCUGCCCUCCUUCCCCUCUGCUUUGGAGUUUCCUUCUGAGACUCAGUGGUGGACAGGGUACUGAGGGCAGUUCACUUGCACAGCCUGAGAUAACCUUGGUGCAGGGCACGAGAAUAUCAACAGUGCAUCCAUGGGCCACAUGGAUACUGCUAAUGAAAUUCUCCAGUAGAAGGCAUGUGGGGCACACGUGCACCUGAAGGGGAGAAUCCAUAAGGGGACACAUCUCAAAGAACUACAGUUAUUGCACAGGGACAGUUAUUCUGAGCGAAGGACCCUGCAAGGCCUACUAAGUGGUUAUCAUGGGCUUAAUUGCAUUUUUGAAGACCCAGUUUAUAGUUCAUCUCCUCAUUGGGUUUGUCUUCGUUGUGAGUGGGUUGAUCAUUAACUUCGUCCAACUAUGCACACUAAUCCUCUGGCCUAUAAACAAGCAGUUUUAUCGCCGAGUAAACUGUCGCCUUGCCUAUUCGCUCUGGAGCCAGUUAGUAAUGUUGCUGGAAUGGUGGUCAGGCACAGAAUGCACUUUAUUCUCAGACCAGGCCACAGUGGAUAAAUUUGGAAAAGAACAUGUGAUCAUCAUCUUGAAUCACAACUUUGAAAUUGACUUCUUGUGUGGUUGGACUAUGACUGAACGCUUUGGAGUGUUGGGGAGUUCCAAAGUUCUUGCUAAGAAAGAACUGUUGUAUGUGCCCUUGAUUGGUUGGACGUGGUACUUCCUUGAGAUCGUUUUCUGCAAAAGGAAAUGGGAAGAAGACAGAGAUACGGUUAUUGAGGGAUUAAGACGUUUGUCUGAUUAUCCUGAAUAUAUGUGGUUUCUCCUGUAUUGUGAAGGAACUCGUUUUACAGAAACUAAGCAUCGUAUCAGCAUGGAGGUGGCUGAAUCCAAAGGGUUGCCUAAAUUGAAAUAUCAUCUGUUGCCCAGAACCAAAGGUUUCACCACUGCUGUCCAGUGUCUCAGGGGAACAGUUUCAGCAGUGUACGAUGUAACGCUAAACUUCAGAGGAAACAAGAACCCAUCUUUAUUAGGAAUCCUUUAUGGAAAGAAAUACGAAGCAGAUAUGUGUGUAAGGAGAUUUCCUCUUGAAGAUAUCCCUGUAGAUGAAAAGGAAGCUGCAAACUGGCUUCAUAAACUGUACCAGGAGAAGGAUGCUUUACAAGAGAUGUAUAAUCAGGAAGGCAUAUUUCCCGGCCGUCAGUUUAAACCUCCUAGAAGACCAUGGACUCUGCUAAACUUCCUCUUCUGGGCUACUGUUCUGCUCUCUCCUCUCUUCACCUUUGGUUUUGGAAUUUUUGCAAGUGGAUCACCCCUUCUUAUCCUUGCAUUCCUGGGAUUUGUUGGAGCAGCUUCCUUUGGAGUUCGUAGACUGAUAGGAGUAACCGAAAUAGAAAAAGGCUCCAGCUAUGGCAACCAAGAAUUCAAGAAAAAGGAAUAACUCUCAGCUGCAGCACAGCACAUAAAACCAGACUAUGGUAUCAAAUUAACUUAAUUAAAAACACUUAGAAACUA